CAACUUACCAGGGUUAGUAGUUAUCGUUCACAGUGCAGACUGCCAGUGUCACGCGACAUCACUGCAACUUAUAGCAGUCGGGACAUUUCCUGAGUAAACUUCCAAAGCACUCUCGUCAAAGAUCUGACAACUUUCAUUCAAAGGAGUAUCAUUCAUGUUCAGCUAUUUCAAGACCCAGUUGUACAAAAAUUCUGCACAUGUGGGAAGCAUUGGUUUACUCAGUCGUCACAGAAUCCGUUGGAGACUCCAAAUAGCGAUGUUUUGCAGUUUUGAAAGGCUCAGUUUUUUGUUCUUGGUGUCAGGAGUUACUACUUCAUCUAUAGCUGGAGGAACAGAAGUGUCCAUCAAGAGAUGCUGUAGUCCCGGAUUUGGCCUUUUAAACAGGACUUGUGUUCCUUAUCGACAAGUGGACCUCACGGUAGCUGUCAAACUGCCCAAAGUCAAGAACAUCUCGCAUAUAAGCAUACAAGAACAUGAAACUUGGGAUCGCAAAUGUGGGGAAGAUGAUCAUAAGAUACGACAGGUUACAGUGAACAGUCAUCUAAACUUCAUCCAUGUCGAUGGCACCACUUUCUUUCCCUGGACAACUCCGGAAGGGAACGAGUGGCUUGUGGACACAUUUUGUAUGGAAGCCCUUUUUGAACCUCCCGGGAGAAAACAGCCUGUCUUUGCAGUUGAAUUCUGCCACGAUUUUGUGGCCAUUAAGGCAAAAGACGAAGAAAUCAAGUGUCAGCAUCGCACUUGUAUUCGGAAAUGCUGCCCAAAAGGAAUGGUGUUUGAUGAAAAUUGCUCCUUGAGAGAUGAUAUACUAUGGAAUCCAAAGUUCUUUUCCACCAAAGACCCGAAUACCAGAGUACGAAACCCCAGAGAUCUACUAGUUCUCUACGGUUUUCCGCAAUGCAAGGUGCGUCUACAUUACGAAAAUUACCGCUUGUUAGAGAACGGCUGGCUGCACACGAUGGACAACCCUUUGCAGACGAUACCCCCCAAUCAGUACUGCCUUGAUCUUCACACUCACUUUGACGGAGUCAUGAAGGAGGAGGUUUUCGCUUGUUACGAGGAGAGAGAUCGCUACUGUCGAACCAGGCACGUCGUCGUUGACCUCGUGUUCAUGAUCAUUUCCUGCAUAUUUCUCGCUGCGUCUCUGCUCAUCUACGCCUGCUUCAGGAGUCCCAGGUCGAGUAACCUGGACCGGUGUGUGGUUUCUUUUCUCGCAGCGCUUUUAGUCGCUUUCACGUCGGUCAUCAUCAACAGACAACAGCAAGAUGCGACUCAGGGGUCCUUCUGCUCAUUCAUAGGAACUGUGAAUCACAUAGGAAUUCUGGCCACUUAUUUCUGGCUUACUUUACUCUGCUGUCAUGUCUGGUUCUGUAUCAGAUCCGGCCGAGUGCGUGAUGAAACUCACCUGUUUGCAGCCUACAGCCUCUGUGGGUGGGGGGUUCCCCUCAUCGUCGCCCUGACGGGAGCCCAUCUGCCCAGUGAUGAUCCCUAUCAGCUCAAUAGACCGAGGGCUGAUUUCCUACCUGCCGAUUGUUGGUUUAAAGAUUCCGCGCUGAGGUGGGGUUACCAGUACGGCUUCAUGCUGGCUCUGUUCCUCCUGGAUUUCAUCCUGUUCUGCUGUUCAGUCGUCGCUUUGAAGAGGAAGAAGCAGGAGCUCCAGUACUUGAGGGAGGAGGUUGAAGGAACCUUUCUGAACUCCAAACUUCUUUUGAUCCUCUUCGUCGUUUGGGCUAUGGAGCUGAUCCCUUGGUGGUUAGAAGCUAAUGGAUGCAAUAUUUGGGUCUCAAUCGUCGAUGGACUGGGAGCUCUUUGUGGGGUUUACAUCUUCUUUGCGAUGUUUUGCUGCAGUUGCAAUGCUGCAAAGAUCCCCAAGGCGAGAAGCGAGAAUACAGAGGAGAAUCCUGACUCUCCUGCAAUAGAGUUGUUUGAAAGUCCCACCGCUUCUGCACCACCCGAAAACCACUAUGGAACGGCUGAUCGAAACGGAAUCACACACGAGAAUGGGAGGAGCUAAAUAUUUCUGAAAAAAAACUUAUAUUAUCGAUAAACGCUUACCUUCAAAUUAAUACGGUAGGUCCCUUAUCAUUUUAGACUGAAAAGUAUGGACCUCCGUAGAAAAAUGAGUCAUAUCGUGUUUGUAGUGUAGUUUUGUAAUGUAGAAUUUGUAUAUUUUUAGACUCCGAAGAGAUUACAUUAUAAUCGAAUACUCUCAGCCUCAUU
Messenger RNA from Macrobrachium nipponense, 2220 nucleotides. RefSeq names its product probable G-protein coupled receptor Mth-like 2. The record is from RefSeq and is a predicted model, not a curated record. NCBI's taxonomy places the organism in Eukaryota, Metazoa, Arthropoda, Malacostraca, Decapoda, Palaemonidae. Gene Ontology annotation, cellular component: membrane. Gene Ontology annotation, molecular function: G protein-coupled receptor activity. The transcript is spliced from 8 exons. Gene Ontology annotation, biological process: G protein-coupled receptor signaling pathway; cell surface receptor signaling pathway. Bases 155 to 2014 code for a protein of 619 amino acids.